Sardina pilchardus (European sardine) is the source of this 3278-nucleotide messenger RNA. It is a transcript of the gene tle3b, whose product is annotated as TLE family member 3, transcriptional corepressor b. Gene Ontology annotation, cellular component: nucleus; transcription regulator complex. The record is from RefSeq and is a predicted model, not a curated record. Gene Ontology annotation, biological process: negative regulation of canonical Wnt signaling pathway; regulation of DNA-templated transcription. Gene Ontology annotation, molecular function: protein binding; transcription corepressor activity. Lineage: Eukaryota; Metazoa; Chordata; Actinopteri; Clupeiformes; Clupeidae.
AGCGGUGGAGAGACUGGGCAGAGUGAACGCAGGCGGCUGGCAUGCUUGAAUGUCAAACUUUUCAAUUUCUAACCUCUUCAAACUCACAAAUACGGAUUUUGUGAUCUACACCCUCUUCACUUUGAAUAACACGGGACCACCAAAGAAAUUUUUUCUGACCAGCGGACAGCGGCGAAGACACAAUCGACUGCUGUCCGACGUCCAAUCGGGAAAGCAGUCUCGAGGCGAUUCGAGCUGCUCCUGCGAUCACCACACGUUCAAAGGAGCUCACAUUGGAUUGUCCUUAUCUUCCGACUGUUUACUAACUAGAUAGUUAUUCUAACCAUAAAGUCGCGACCCUAGGACUCUGACGGUUCUAACGUUACCUUGCAAGGAAUAAUUGCUGUUGCCUACUCGUAAUCGUGGACGGAGGUUGAGGCGUUGUGGAGACAAAAGGAUAAGGAGAUUAAAAAUCAGCACCCAGAUCGAAAGCGCAAAAGGAUUGGGUCGAAGAGUGUUUUCCUCCGACUGAAGACUGGGCUUUGUCCGAGCGCCUGUGUGUGCUGGGAGGGGUGGCGGGCCGUUGCUCAUCUGCUCGGAUUACUGGAAAACGCCAGAUUUCCUGGAUUUCCCCUUUGAAAGGAUACAUUGAAGAUGUAUCCACAAGGCCGGCAUCCGGCCCCUCAUCAGCCAGGUCAGCCUGGAUUCAAAUUCACAGUUGCAGAAUCCUGUGAUAGGAUCAAAGACGAGUUCCAAUUUCUGCAAGCCCAAUACCACAGUCUGAAGGUGGAGUAUGACAAACUGGCCAACGAAAAGACAGAGAUGCAGAGGCAUUACGUCAUGUACUACGAAAUGUCUUACGGGCUCAAUAUCGAAAUGCACAAACAGACUGAGAUCGCCAAGCGUCUCAAUGCCAUUCUUGCUCAAAUCAUGCCUUUCCUGUCACAAGAGCACCAACAGCAGGUGGCUCAGGCUGUUGAGCGUGCCAAGCAAGUGACAAUGACCGAGCUGAAUGCCAUCAUCGGGCAACAACAACUCCAGGCGCAGCACCUGUCCCACGCGGCCCACGGUCCGCCCGUCCAGCUCCCGCCCCACCCCUCGGGUCUGCAGCCGCCUGGCAUCCCUCCCGUCACCGGCGCCGGCUCCGGCCUGCUCGCCCUCGGGGCCCUGGGCAGCCAGCCGCACCUGCCCGUCAAGGACGAGAAGAACCACCACGACAUGGAGCACAGAGAACGAGAGUCGAGUACGAAUAACUCCGUAUCCCCGUCAGACAGCCUAAGAGCCAAUGAGAAGCACCGAGGGUCGUCCGACUACAGCCUGGACUCCAAGAAGCGCAAAGUGGAGGAGAAGGACAGCAUGAGCAGAUAUGACAGCGACGGGGACAAGAGUGACGAUCUGGUGGUGGACGUGUCCAAUGAGGACCCAGCGACCCCCAGAGCGAGCCCGGCCCACUCGCCCCCAGAGAACGGGCUGGACAAAUCGCGAGCGCUGAAGAAGGACGCUCCCAACAGCCCCGCCUCUGUGGCCUCCUCCGGCAGCACCCCCUCCUCCAAAGCCAAGGAGCACUCCCACAAUGACAAGUUCACACCGGGCCUGAAGUCCAACACCCCCACCCCACGUAACGAUGCCUCCACCCCCGGAACCAGCACCACCCCUGGGCUGCGGCCCAUCCCUGGCAAACCCCCCGGCAUGGAGGCUCUAGCCCCUGCUCUGCGGACCCCAUUGUCCAUCUCCUGCUCGUACUCCACCCCCGUCAUGAUGGGCCACCACGAGAUGAACGGCUCGCUGACAAGCCCCGGGGUCUACGCCGGCCUGCACAUCUCCCCCAGAUGAGCGCAGCUGCCAGCCGCCGCCUACGGCCGAUCGCCGCAGGCGGGGUUUGAUCCACACCCUCACAUGAGAGCCCCAUGCCUCCCAACCAGCCUCACCUCCAUCUCCGGAGGAAAACCUGCCUACUCCUUCCACGUGAGCGCAGACGGGCAGAUGCAGCCGGUGCCCUUUCCCCCGGACGCUCUGAUUGGGCCGGGCAUCCCGCGUCACGCGCGGCAGAUCAACACGCUGAGCCACGGCGAGGUGGUGUGCGCCGUCACCAUUAGCAACCCCACGCGCCACGUCUACACCGGCGGCAAGGGCUGCGUCAAGAUCUGGGACAUCAGCCAGCCGGGCAGCAAGAGCCCCGUCUCCCAGCUCGACUGCCUGAACCGUGACAACUACAUCCGCUCGUGUAAGCUGUUGCCGGACGGCCGCACGCUCAUCGUGGGUGGGGAGGCGAGCACGCUGACCAUCUGGGACCUGGCGUCGCAGACGCCGCGCAUCAAGGCCGAGCUGACCAGCUCGGCUCCCGCCUGCUACGCCCUGGCCAUCAGCCCCGACGCCAAGGUGUGCUUCUCCUGCUGCAGCGACGGCAACAUCGCCGUCUGGGACCUGCACAACCAGACGCUCGUCAGGCAGUUCCAGGGCCACACGGACGGCGCCAGCUGCAUCGAUAUCUCCCACGACGGGACCAAGCUGUGGACGGGCGGCCUGGACAACACGGUCCGCUCCUGGGACCUGAGGGAGGGACGGCAGCUGCAGCAGCACGACUUCACCUCACAGAUCUUCUCCCUGGGCUACUGUCCGACGGGCGAGUGGCUGGCUGUGGGCAUGGAGAGCAGUAACGUGGAGGUUCUGCACCACACCAAGCCAGACAAGUACCAGCUGCACCUCCACGAGAGCUGUGUACUCUCACUCAAGUUUGCCUACUGUGGUAAAUGGUUCGUGAGCACGGGGAAGGACAAUCUACUGAAUGCCUGGAGGACCCCCUACGGCGCCAGCAUAUUCCAGUCGAAGGAAUCCUCCUCCGUCCUGAGCUGUGACAUCUCCGCCGAUGACAAGUACAUUGUGACGGGCUCUGGUGACAAGAAGGCCACUGUUUACGAGGUGAUCUACUAACUCCGAGGCGCCCAGGACUCCAGCCCUGCUUUUGGGCUUGGACACAGGGGGGCUGCUCAGACUCCCCUUGCACUCAACUUCCCACACCAGGACCUCCUCUACCCACCCACCCACCCCCCCACCCCCGCCCGUGGCGCGCUAUGCCGGACUCUCCGCGGGGCACCGGCUAACUUCGGAUUGUUGAACGGAGACAGCGAUGUCCCUUUGCCUCGUAUCUUACCGUGGAUUUUUGGCUUCAGUCUUCAGUCAGUAGAGGCUUGCAGAUCUAGCUAACACGUCCACGCCGAGUGCAGCUCCUUUGGCACUAAAGAAGUAAAUAUUGUCAUGCUGUUUUUGAAUCAUUCUUUUUUUUUUGGAGGUGGGUGGGG